This is a messenger RNA of Schistosoma guineensis, 4245 nucleotides long. The record is from the annotation of a GenBank genome assembly. Lineage: Eukaryota; Metazoa; Platyhelminthes; Trematoda; Strigeidida; Schistosomatidae.
AUGUUCAGUGCGUUUAUAUUCAAAAAAGAUGAUGAAAUUAAGACCAAGGAAAAGCCGACAGUAAAACAAAGUACGAAACGAUAUUCCGAGAAGAAAAGGAAAUGCACAGACGUCGAUGAUAAUCAAAUAUCCUGCCGUGAUAACUCCCAGCAGUCAAUAAUCGACGCUUUACGACGACAGCAAGAGUUAUGCAAAAUCAACCGUGGCAAGAAAGCAAAUACUAUUGAAGCGUACUUCUCACAGUCUGUGAAACCCAAGAAGAAUGUAGUUUCCGUUGAUGAUUUCUUCGGACAAUCUGGAACAAAAUCGAAUGCUAAGCCUUCUGCUGUCGUCAGCACACCACCUCAUUCACCGAUGGAGAUCAUCCCGGAUACACCAAUAUUAUCUCCGAAAACACCUCUGGGGACCAGAGAAAGUUAUAAAAGCUCACCCCAAAUCAAUGUUAUCGCGGAGGGUGUGAAGACAACUAAUAAUCAAACGUCAUCCAUGGUUAAUGAAUCUCUUAAUGAUAGCACUGAUACUGCUGUAAAAGACCGAAAGCAUUUUUGGGCCUACAAAGCUCGCGAUGGUCCUCGCAGUCUUGGAUCAAGAGAAAUUCCUAAGGGAACUCCGGAUUGUUUAAAGGGACUAAACUUUCUCAUCACUGGAAUACUAGAGUGUAUUGAACGAGAGGACGCUGCAAGUCUUAUUCAGAAUUGUGGUGGAAAAGUUUUAAAAACAUUGGGUAAAAAGACUGAUUAUCUCGUUGUCGGGCGUGAACCUGGUGCAGCCAAAAUCGAGAAGGCUAACAAUUUGAAAAUUAAGCAAAUUACCGAAGAACAUCUCUUUGAAAUGAUAGAAAAGUCCAGUAAUAUUCCUCUUGUAAAUCAUAAAUCGAAUGUAUCCAGCUCAGAAUCUUCCAAGAAAUUGGAGCCUGUAGAUACAAACGAUAGUAAACAAAAUUUAAAAAGUCCUAAAAAAUCCCCUAAGAAGAAUCAAUCUGCCAAAUCACCGGAUAAUGCUCCUAAAUCUCGUAAACAUGAAUCUCCGAAUAAAUGUGCAGGAAAAUCUGUUAUGUCCUCAUGUAGUGAACUUCCUCUUACUGCACGUCCUGUUUUAACUAAUAAUUCAACAUUUAAUAAUAAAACUGAUCGAAGUCAUAGCAGUGGUUUAUCCAAAACUCCUACUAAUGUCAUCGAUAAGCAAGAUUCCCUGUCCAAGGAGAUGAGUUCGAAGUUGUCUGAAUUAUGGGUUGAUAAGUAUAAACCAACGUCUAUUCGCUCACUGAUUGGUCAAAACGGUGCACAAAGUCCAGCCAAUCGACUUUUAAAUUGGUUAUUUUCCUGGCACUCGAGUUUUUCAGCAGGUUUAAAAGCGAAGGCCUACUCAAGUGCCCCUCCAUGGGGCCCGUCAUCUAGUGAUGAUGGGAAGUGGGCGCGCGCAGCACUUCUUUCGGGACCUCCAGGGAUUGGCAAAACAUCAACUGCUAUUUUAGUAUGCAAAGAACUCGGUUAUACUUAUUGCGAAUUUAAUGCAUCCGAUUGUCGAUCCAAGCGGUGUUUAAGUGAAGAAAUAGGACAAUCUUUGGGUUUACGAAAUUUGUCACAUAUGGCGUUUGGUCAAGCAUCAACAUUAAAUUCUGGUCGUCACAUUUUAAUUAUGGACGAAGUAGAUGGUAUGGCUGGUAAUGAAGAUCGCGGAGGAAUGCAAGAACUUAUCAACAUGAUUAAAACUACUCAAUUACCUAUUAUUUGUAUGUGCAAUGAUCGUCAGGCUAUAAAAAUACGCUCUCUGGCUAAUUAUUGUCUCGAUUUAAGAUUUCAUCGUCCACGAGUUGAACAAAUAAAGUCAGCAGUAUUGUCUAUUGCUUGCAAAGAAAAUGUGAAUUUACCUCCGGAUGUAUUAACAAAUAUUAUCGAUUCUAGUAAUCAUGAUAUUAGACAGGUAAUUAAUAAUGUUCAAAUGUGGUGUAGCUCUGGUUUAAUUGAUUCCGAAGGACUAAAAGCGGAUGCAUUAGGUGCACGUAAAGAUCUACACUUAAAUGCAUUUGAUGUGAUUCGUAAAGUUUUUGCACCGGAUAUUUCUGGUUCUCAAGGCAGUGUUGCUACAUUCAAUGAAAGUUUAGAUUUAUUUUUUCAAGAUUACAAUUUAAUUCCUUUGUUUGUUGAGGAAAAUUAUCUUAAUGUUAGAGUUCAUAAUACCCAUGACGAUAAAAAAAUUUUGCAAUUAAUGUCUCAAGCAGCGUCUGACAUCGCCACGGCAGAUAUCAUUUCAUCUACUAUCAGAUCAUCACGUACGGGAUCAUGGUCUUUAUUACCUGUUCAAGGUGUGUUCAGUACAGUUUCACCUGGUCGUACUCUUCGUGGCUCUUUACCUGGUGGCCCAGGUGGUGUUUCAUUUCCUUCUUGGUUUGGUAAAAACAGUACACAAAGCCGUAUCAAUCGGACUACUUCGGAAUUAGCUGCACAUUUACGAUUAGCAACUCAUUGUGGUUCAUCAAAUCCGCUUACAUUAUUGCUAGAUUAUGCUACACCAAUCUCUGAACUUAUCACUCGUCCACUUAAAGAAGGUGAUAUUGACAGUGCUAUUCAAUUUCUAAUUAAUUAUCAAAUAACAAGAGAAGAUGUUGACUCUAUAAUGGAAUUAACUACUUGGCCGAAUCGACCGAAUCGAAUGCUUAGUGUUGAUUCGAAAGUCAAAGCUGCAUUAACACGUACGUAUAAUAAAUCAUCGCAUUUACUACCGUAUGUCAUCUCAUCAAGUGGUUCCUUUAAACGUAAACGUGGUGGUGGUGCUACAGUUUCAUUUGAAGGGGAAAUUGAAAAUGAUUCUGGUCUAUUCGACGAUGAUGAUGAAGAAGAAGAACAGGAAGACGAGAAAGUCGACCUGAAAAAUGAUGCCAUGAUUUUAAUUAAAAAAGAAGAUCCAAAAAAGCGCAUAAACACUGAGAAAUCCAAAUUACAACGAGGAGAGCAAUGUUCAUCUUCUGAUAGCAACAAUACAAAAGAACGUGGUCGAGGUCGUGGUCGCGGUAGAGUCAAUGAGUUGCUGCAAAAUUUGUCAGAAAUUAAAAAAUCAUGUAAAUAUCUUUUUUUGUCAUGUAUUUUUCACUGUUUAAUAAUUCUUCAAAGUGUUUAUCGAUUCAACAAGCUUCAAAAAUUCCCUGCUUAUCUAUUUUCAUUCUGUGUACAGUUGACUAAAACUAACAAUAUUUCAUUGUUAUCAAUGAUAGCUAAUUCAAAACUGCGUAUCGGUACACAUGAUGGACGAUUCCAUGCAGAUGAAAUACUUGCAUGUGCAAUGCUUAAACAUUUACCGGAAUACUCAAAUGCUGAAAUUAUACGCACAAGAGAUUCAAGUAUUUUGUCAACAUGUGAUAUCGUCGUUGACGUUGGCGGUGUAUUCAAUGCUGAAAAUCAUCUAUACGACCAUCAUCAAAGAGAAUUCAACCUUACUUAUAAAGAUUUUUAUCCGAAUUCUGAUUGGGAUAUAAAAUUAAGUAGUGCAGGUUUGAUAUACGUUCAUUUCGGUCGAAAAAUACUAAGUUGUAUACUUGGUAUAGAUGAGAAUACUAUGGAUCCAUUAGUGACGGCACUUUUUGAUAAGAUGUAUAGUUCAUUUAUUGUUGAGAUAGACGCUAUCGAUAAUGGUGUUCCGAUGGCAAUAACACCUUUAAGAUAUUCUAUGAAUACAUCUUUAAGUAGUCGAGUGAAUCGUAUGAAUCCAGCUUGGAAUCAAUUGGAUACAGAUGAAACUAUUUGUUUUCAUAAUGCAUUACAAUUAGUUGAUAAAGAAUUUAUUACAUUAGUUCAUUUCUAUGCUGAUACAUGGUAUCCAGCUCGUGAAAUUGUAUUAAAUGCUGUGAAAAAUCGAUAUUCCAUUGAUUCAUCUGGUACAAUAAUUUAUAUUGAAGGUACUGGAUGUCCUUGGAAUGCACAUUUUUUUGAAAUUGAAAAAUCUUUAUUAUUAAAUAAUGUAAAUGUAAAUGAAAUUGAAAAACAGAAUCAAAUUCUAUUUGUUAUUUAUCAACGUAAAGAUAGUACAUGGACCAUACAAGCUAUACCAAUGAAUGAGCAUAAUAAUUUUUCACAAAGACUUCCUCUACCUGAAAGUUGGAGAGGUUUACGUGAUGAACAGUUAAGUAGUAUUGUUGGGCUGCCUGAUUGUAUAUUUGUACAUUCUACUGGGUUCUUAGGUGUACAUAAAACUCGUGACGGUGUUCUACAAAUGGCAAGAUUAACCAUAAAAAUGAAAGAAAAUCAGUAA